Molecule: messenger RNA, 5126 nt
Organism: Oncorhynchus tshawytscha (Chinook salmon)
Lineage: Eukaryota; Metazoa; Chordata; Actinopteri; Salmoniformes; Salmonidae
Product: prospero homeobox protein 1-like
Exons: 7
Coding region: 319-2946 (875 amino acids)
Biological process (GO): regulation of transcription by RNA polymerase II
Cellular component (GO): nucleus
Molecular function (GO): DNA-binding transcription factor activity, RNA polymerase II-specific; RNA polymerase II cis-regulatory region sequence-specific DNA binding
Source: RefSeq, a predicted model, not a curated record
AUGACGCGGCCCGUGUCUUCCCGCAUCCUUUCAGCCUUCCCGCGUCUUUAAGCGAUUCUUGUCGCUCCACGAACCGCUCCAGCCUCCCGACGGUUAGUGAGAGAAACAACCGACGAACGUUUCCUGUCUCUGAAGGAGACUGUCUCUCUCUCUCUCUCUCUCUCUCUCUCUCCGCUCGCCGCUGUCCAGAGAAAUUAUAAUAUUUAGCACACCGGUGAACGAACGACUUUUUGUUUUCUGUUUUCUGUAUUUGACUAAGAAGCUUCUCGUCUAACGUUACCGAGACCCCUCGAUAUGUCCCUUUAGCUGCCCCUCGGAAUGCCAGACCAUGACAGUUCAGCCCUAAGCAGACAGACCAAGCGGCGCCGCGUGGACAUCGGGGUGAAGAGGACUGUGGGUAGUGUAGUCUACGCUCAGAGAACCAGAGAGACCAUCCUAUUCAACACCAUGAAUCAAUCUCACGGCCCCGAGCAGGACAGAGACUGCUCAUUGGUUCCUCACAGUCACGGUGGGUCCAAUGGGGACGGAGAGAAGUCCAAUGUUCUCCGGAAGCUUCUGAAACGGGCUAACUCGUACGAAGACGCCAUGAUGCCUUACCCUGGCACCACCAUCAUCUCUCAGCUGCUGAAGAGUAACAUGGGGAAGAAUGGAGACAGAGAGGGAGGCUUCCAGGGUAGUGGCGGUCUCUCCAGCGCUGGGUCAGAUUUCCAAGCGGAGGAUGUCUGCAGUAACUCCUCCCGAGACAGAGACAGCCCCCUCGCCCCCUCUCCUGCCCCCUCCUCCCCCCUGCCUCCUCCCCUUCGGCCGCCCCCCUCCCCCCACACCUCUCUCACCCCUCUGGACCUGGAGCGCCUCACGGACGAGCACCUGCGUGCCAAACGGGCCAGGGUGGAGAACAUCAUUCGGGGCAUGAGCCAUUCCCCUUGCGUGCCUCCACCUGCUCUCCAUCCCAGAGAGAGGGACAGGGACCGAGAGAAAGGGAACAAGACGGGGAGAAGAGAGGACAGGGAGAGGGAAAGGAACUGUCCCCCACUGCAGCCUCCCAGCCCUGGGUCUCUCUCAAGAGGGGGAGAGGGGUACAGGGAGAGUCGGGGGGAGGCUAGAGGAGAGGUGUACAGGGAGAACAAGAGAAAGCAGCGUCUCCCCCAGCAGCAACAACAGUCCUUUACCCAGCUGGUGUGUGUCAGACAGGAGAAGAGGCAAGAGGAGAGACGACAACUCAAACUACAGCUAGAGGAUAUGCAGAAACAGCUUCGUCAGCUGCAGGAGAAGUUCUAUCAGAUCUAUGAGACUGAGACCGAGGAGGAGGAGGAGGAGGAGGAGGAGAGAGCAGGAGGAGGGGAGGAGGACGGGAACCUGUCAGAGAACAGCGUCCGCUCCGACGGUUUGGAGAACACACACAGGGACCGCCGCGGCAACCGUAACCGCGCCGACGGUAUCUAUGAUGACCUGUCAGAGUUGGUUGACGACCCAGGUCUAUUUCUGGACCGAGCCAGAGCACUGUUACGAGAACAGGCCCUGUUGGCUGGAGAGAAGGAUGAGGAGGGAGAGAAGGAGGAGGGAGAGAGGGAUGAGGGAGAGAGGGAGGGGGGGAGGAGGUUGAAGAGGGAUUGGGGCCAAGGGGAGAGAGGGGCAGGAGGGGGGCCAAUGCGAGCAGAGGGGAGGCAGCUAGCCGAGACUCUAAAACAGGAGCUCAACUCUGCCAUGUCACAGGUGGUUGACACCGUGGUUAAAGGGUUCAACCAUAAACCACCCAGCCAUCAUCAUCUUCAACACCAUCCUUCUCAUCACAGUGGCUCCCAAAACACCCCCUCUGCCACUAAAGCUCCCUCACAGGCCUCCUUCCCUCCCUUCCCCCCCUCCCUCUCCACGGACUCUCGCUUCGGGGGAGUCAGCAUGAACAUGAACGGUGACAGCCCCAACUUUCACUCAGCCAAUCAGAGGCUGCCGUGCUUUGGCGACGUCAUCAUCCCGAGCACGCUGGACUCGUUCGGGGGCCUCAGUGUUCCGACGGCCGGUGACCAGACAGAAGCGCUGCCUCUAGUGGUCAGGAAGACCAGCGCCGAACAACACCAACAGAACCCCUGUCUCCCUCCUCCUCCUCCACCUCACCCCCACCACCCCUCCCUCCAUUCCUCCCCCCUCUCUGCCUCUCUGGGGUUCUCCCCUCCCUCCUUCCGACACCCCUUCCCCCUCCCACUGAUGGGCUACCCUUUCCAGAGCUUCUCCAAAGACCAGCGCUCCUCCCCUGAGUCCAUGGACCUCUCCAGGGAAACUGUGGGGCUGCGGACCAAGAUGGGGUCGGGCGGGGGCGUCCAUUUUGUCUCCCACCACCACCACCACAGGCAGAGCUCUCCACCCCAACAUGGAGGAGGGAGCGAGGGGCUGUCGCUCAUCAAGUCAGAGUGUGGAGACCUUCAGGACAUGGCUGAUAUAUCUCCUUAUUCAGGAGGUACUAUCCAGGAGGGCUUGUCUCCCAACCAUCUGAAGAAAGCCAAGCUCAUGUUCUUCUACAGCAGAUACCCUUCAUCCAACAUGCUCAAGACCUUCUUCUCAGACGUCAAGUUUAACCGCUGCAUCACGUCUCAGCUCAUCAAGUGGUUCAGUAACUUCAGAGAGUUCUAUUACAUCCAGAUGGAGAAGUUUGCCCGGCAGGCCAUUAACGAGGGAGUGACCACCAACGAGGACCUGUCUGUGGGCAGGGAGUCUGAGCUCUACCGAGCCCUCAACAUGCACUACAACAAGGCCAACGACUUUGAGGUUCCAGAGCGGUUCCUGGAAGUGUCCCAGCUGACGCUGAGGGAGUUUUUCAACGCCAUAGUAGCAGGGAAGGACGUGGACCCAUCCUGGAAGAAGGCCAUCUAUAAGGUGAUCUGUAAACUAGACAGUGAAGUCCCCGAGGUCUUUAAAUCACCCAACUGUCUACAGGAGCUACUGAACGAAUGAACGUGACGUUUCGGGACAAAACCACAUCGAGUCCACACUCAAAAAAGAAAAAGAAAGAAAAAAGUUUUGUUUUAAAAACUGUCUUUUCAGUUUUUGUACAAUGUUACACUUUGACCUAUUGUUUUGAGUGGUGACCAGUUUUUUUUUUUUUUUCUCUUUGUCUGUGGCCAACAAAAAGAACCGAGAGGAAUGGUUUUCUGCUGAAGAAUUACAGACAACUAUAUCUUUGGAUGAAUGGAGUUGAAAGUGUAUAUGACAUUUGAUGUUGGGGAUGUCUCAUCAAAAACAAGUUCUGUCACAUACAGUACAUCUCACUGUACUUACAGACAAAUGUCCCCACUCAACAACAAUGAAAAAACAACAACAUUGUUUUAAAAAGAGCUGUAAAAAAAAAAAAAAAAAAUUUUUUUUAAAAGUGACCAUGUUUUUUUUAGAUAACAUUUUGAGAUUAGACCUUAUUUUGGUUUUCUAUCUUAAGUGGGUCUUAAACGCUCCAAUAAGAACGCCGUCCAGACAUCAGACUGGAACAGUUUUCUACGGACAACUUCGCCUUCGGGACGAGUAUGAAGACAAUGUGUUGGAUUCAAUCCGUAUCGCGGAAGAUUCACAGAAUUGAAUCCAGCACCUAUAUUUAAAUUUAUAUUGUGGACGUAUCAGACAAAGGUCACUUCUAAUAAAGUGCCCCACCCCCCGACACCUCUUCUUCGGCACAAAGUGACAAACUCCUCCUCCUCCGAUUCAUAGACACAAAGAAUUGUCGCAAUGCUGUAGAAUGCAGACUUUCUACUGUGUGUCUGGGAAUGAAUUCCUUUUUAAAAAUGUGUGUUCCCCUUCCCCUUUACACACAAACAAUUCCCCCCGUUCAUAUUCAGGAACGUUACCCGUCCAUACCACCUCCGUGGACUGUAAAGUACGGAGGAGAUCAGAGAUACACUCACACACUGCAGAGUGGUUGGAUUAUAAAACAUAGUAACAUUCCUAAAGUCCACCCAACUCCAACAUUUCCAUCCCAGCUGGGAAAGAAAUACUGAGCCGAUGUUGUUUAUUUUCACCCAUUUCUUUUCUUCGUCCUCCUCGUCUUCUUCUGCUUCUUCUGAGACCCAUUGGAUGUGUUGGCUGUACGCCCCCCCCCCUUCCUGGCUCUCAAUGUAAUAUGUGUUAUUUCCCAUUAGCUUGGGCUGUUAGCUGAAGGUAAAGUUUGCUAAACUCUGACUACUAUCUUGACUGAACUCAACUGAACUCAACUGAGCUGUUAGCUAAAACCGUUUAGCCGAAGCUGACCUGAGCUGUGAAGCUGGACAACUCUCUCCUCUCUUGUCGUCAUUGUUCUACUGAGACCAGAGUUAGUUACAAUUAGUGUGGUCAAACUAGCGGCAACUUCUAACUGAGGCUUUAACAUAACUAGCUAGCUAAAACGAAAGUGAUGUUAGACUAGCUGAACUGAACUGAAUUGUAAAGCUAGAAUAUUCUUCUAGAAGAUUCUGUAUUCUAUUCUCUGAGUUGCAGAGACUAUGUUCGCUCAGCAUGCUAGUUUGGCUAAACUAGCUGGGACUCCUAACUGGGGCUAAAGAGACUAGCUGACUGGUAACUGGGGCUAUAGAGACUAGCUGGUUGGUAACUGGGGCUAAAGAGACUAGCUGACUCCUAACUGGGGCUAAAAAGAACUACUAGCUGACUUGUAACUGGGGCUAAAGAUACUAGCUGACUGGUAACUGGGGAUAAAGAGACUAGCUGACUGGUAACUGGGGAUAAAGAGACUAGCUGACUGGUAACUGGGGCUAAAGAUACUAGCUGACUGGUAACUGGGGAUAAAGAUACUAGCUGACUGGUAACUGGGGAUAAAGAGACUAGCUGACUGGUAACUGGGGAUAAAAAUAACUACUAGCUGACUGGUAACUGGGGAUAAAGAGACUAGCUGACUGGUAACUGGGGAUAAAGAGACUAGCUGACUGGUAACUGGGGAUAAAAAGAACUACUAGCUGACUGGUAACUGGGGAUAAAGAGACUAGCUGACUGGUAACUGGGGAUAAAGAGACUAGCUGACUGGUAACUGGGGAUAAAAAUAACUACUAGCUGACUGGUAACUGGGGAUAAAGAGACUAGCUGACUGGUAACUGGGGAUAAAGAGACUAGCUGACUGGUAACUGGGGAUAAAGAGACUAGCUGACUGGUAACUGGGG